CCUCCUCCUUCGUUGAUAGCCUUUCGUCCGCUGAGACAGAGCCCUCCCUUCGGUUCAUUUCCAACCAGCUGGUUGGGGGGCAGCCAUGGAAGCUUUGUGUUCGUUGCUGGGCAUGCGUUGGAGGCCGUCGAUUUUUGGUUGGGAGGUGAGCUGCAAAUCCAGCCGCAGCUUUGGGAUCGGGAGAUUUCGUUUUUUCCAAAGGCUUUCCAGAAGAGAAGGCCUCUUCCUUCUGUUCAAAGGCUUCCCAUUUCGAAUAUAUCAAUGGCAGAAGCAACAAAGAGGUAUGCGGUUGUUACUGGGGCAAACAAAGGCAUAGGAUUGGAAACUGUGAGGCAAUUGGCCUCAAAUGGAUUCACUGUAGUUUUAACUGCCAGAGAUGAGAAAAGGGGUCUUGAAGCUGCUGAGAAACUCAAAGAGUCUGGCCUCUCAGGUCAAGUGGUUUUUCAUCAACUUGAUGUGGCUAACCCUGCUACUGUUGCUUCUUUGGCAGACUUCAUCAAAACCCAGUUUGGGAAACUCGAUAUCUUGGUAUGUAUAUGAUCAUAGCUGCAGGUUUCUUGAAAAAGUUUAUGUCUCUUGAAUUGAACUCUUAAUCCGAACGCGAUUUAAUUGAAGGAGAUGAAAUAUGGAAUCAUAUAGCAAAUGAAAUUGGAGAAUAAAAAUAGCAAACCAAGUGAUAACUAGCUUAAUAAAUGUCAUCAAGAAGUUAAUCUUUGAAAUAAUUAGAAGUCUUAGGGUUUUUGAAGAACAAAAUAAGUUUCACAUAAACUACCAGUUGUGGAAGAUUUUACUUUCAAAUCU
Messenger RNA from Prunus dulcis (almond), 801 nucleotides. RefSeq names its product (+)-neomenthol dehydrogenase-like. NCBI's taxonomy places the organism in Eukaryota, Viridiplantae, Streptophyta, Magnoliopsida, Rosales, Rosaceae. The transcript is spliced from 2 exons. The coding region runs from base 262 to 540 and encodes 92 amino acids. The record is from RefSeq and is a predicted model, not a curated record. Gene Ontology annotation, cellular component: membrane.